Molecule: messenger RNA, 4849 nt
Organism: Chiloscyllium plagiosum (whitespotted bambooshark)
Lineage: Eukaryota; Metazoa; Chordata; Chondrichthyes; Orectolobiformes; Hemiscylliidae
Product: transcription initiation factor TFIID subunit 4
Biological process (GO): transcription initiation at RNA polymerase II promoter; DNA-templated transcription
Cellular component (GO): transcription factor TFIID complex
Molecular function (GO): RNA polymerase II general transcription initiation factor activity; protein heterodimerization activity; DNA binding
Source: RefSeq, a predicted model, not a curated record
CGCCCUGCUCCGCGCGGCGGCUGAAGGGGGAGGGGACAUUGAGAGUGGCGCAUGCGCGGCCGGGCCCGGAGGAAGAUGGCGGCGGGCCCGGACCCGCUGGAGGAGCUGUUCCUGUCAGAGGUGGACGAGAAGGCGGUCAGCGAUCUGGUGGGAUCGCUGGAAUCGCAGCUGGCAGUGCUGCCUGGAGAGAGGAGGCCAACUCUGGCGGGAGACAGCGUCCCUCAGGAGGGACAGCGGCGAGCCGGCAGGAUGGCGCCAUCGCCGCUCGGGGAGAAACCGGCGGCGGCUCCCCCUGCGGCCCCUCAUCCUGGCCCUGGACUCGGACAGGAGGCAGCCGCCGGAGCUGGUCUCAGUCAGCGAGCAGCCUCCGCCUGCGAGCUCCCGCCACCUCCCGCCAACAGCCCCCCUUCCUCGGACCCCUCAGCGGCCGGAGCCCGGGCUUCGGGUGCAGCGACCCCGGGGACCGGCCGCCCCCCUCACUCCUACCGGCCACCGCUUCCAGCUCCUCCUUCCCCAUCCCCCAGCACCAGCAGCCCUGCACCCCCUCUGGGUACCACUGAAACUGGGGGGAGAGUCCUUCCCCUGCCCCUCCUAACAAUAGGCGAGCCUCGGGUGUCGAACCACCUGCCCCCAGCACCUCCCGGAACCCCACCUCAGGUUGUCAAUGGGGUGGUCGCAGUCUGCAGCUCCCCUGCUGUGACUACUACUUUGCACUUCUCCGCUGGAACUGCCUCUGGGACUUGUAGCCAUCUCCCCAAGUCUGGGACUUUUGGGUCCAAUGUCAGUAGCAUCAACACACCAUGCAACUCAUCUCAAAACAGUUCUCAAUUCGUCUCUGUGGCUCAAGACAGCGUCCUGAGUACUAGCACCCCCACUAUUGCACUCUCAAGACCGCCAAUGCAUACUGUGAUUGCCAGCAAUGUUUUGGGCACUGCACUAUCACAGAAUGGAUUUGCCCCCCACAACCAUGUGAAUCUACCUGGAUUGGUGCAAUUUGGAGAAAAGACAGGCAUCCAUCAGGGUGCAAUAGUGACACAAUUGGCUAAUCAGACUGUUGCUGUCAGUGGUCCAAUUUGCAGUCUCACAGCCACCAAUACAGAUUCCAGUUCACAGACAAAGCUUGUUCUGCACACUCAGUCUCAGCCUGUUUCUCUUAGUUUAUUAAAUAACACAGCUGCUCCGAUCACAGUGACCAACACUCCAAGCAAUCAGUUGCAAUACACGGUUACCAGCUCUCUCACUGUAACCAGUGUGCCAGUCAGCAUCAAUGCAGUUGCAAAACCUGCAGUCAAUAUAAUUGCACAACCUCAUGUCGGAAUCACAAAAGUCAUUUCGUCUGCUCCUGGCAUCAUCCAAGUAUCAGCUGCUCAGUCACAGCCUCUUCGUACUGGGUUAGGGGCACCCCAACGCAUUGUAACCCCUCAGCUUAUCAUCCGUUCACCACAACAACCAACAGUGCAGCUUGCUUCUGGUUUCACCAUCCCACCAGGAAUGAUUUUGGUCCGGACAGACAGCGGCCAACUUGUCAUGGUUCCUCAGCAAGCAUUGGCUCAGGUUCAAGCCCAGGCACAACACCCAGGAAGCAUCUCUCCCAGGCCUUCUGCUCCAAUGAGUGUUGCCACAAUUCGCCUAACAUCAAGUCAGCCGGCCAUGACCAUCUCCUCAAUCAGGCCAGGACAUCCACUGCAAGCCAAAGUAGUUCAACCUGCUGCUACGUCAGUUAACACAAUGUCGGUUGCUGCUUCACAACCUGUCCCUACAGCAGCUCCCACUUUGGUUUCUGGACAUACCAGCACGCCACAGACUGUGUGCACUACAACCUUCUCUGGAAUGGCCAGCCAUCACAUCAUCACAUCUCAAGCCCAAACUCAACCCCGGACCCCUGCUUCAUCUCAGUCCCAAUCUGCAACUAAAACUCAACUGCAAGUCCAUCCUGAAGUCACACCCAGUUCUCUACUUCCAGGAACACCCACAGUUACAAAGGUGUCCAUGGCAUCGCAUUCUGCACCUCUGGGAAGAGCUGGACAGGAAAUGCAGGAAAAUGUGAAGAAAUGCAAGAACUUUCUCGCAACCUUGAUUAAACUAGCAUCGCACAGUGGACAGCCUGCAGACACCUCCCGGAAUGUGAAGAGUCUUGUUCAAGACUUGCUGGACUCUAAGAUUGAACCAGAAGAGUUCACUAACAGACUUCAGUCAGAACUUAACUCAUCUCCACAGCCAUACCUGGUGCCUUUUCUCAAGAAAAGUUUACCAGCCUUGAGGCAGUCCCUGGUUCGGAAUCAGCAGUGCAUCCUGCAAGUAAAUCAGAAAUCACAAGGAGUGGUCUCAGUCCAGGCCACAUCGACUGUGCCAUCGACAGGAACUGUCAGCACAGCUGUGGCUGGAUCAUCUGUACGAACACAACAACCCAUCGCUGAUAACACAGUCUCAGGAACAAAUAUAGUGACACAGGCACACAUCAACUUGGCUCAGCAAGGGCGCAGCACACAUCUGAUCAUACAGCCCCCAGUACAGACAAUGAAAAGGCAAUCUGGUCUAGGAGCUCAAGUGAGAUUGCCGGUGGUUAUUACCCCAUCUAUCACACCAGUGGGGAAGACGUCACUACACCAAGGAAGCAAAGGUCUUGCAGGAUCGUUGCUCCAGGUCUCUGCCAAUCAGAAAAACAAGCUCAGUGACCCUGCAAGUGGCUCUUUUAGAGACGAUGAUGACAUCAAUGAUGUUACCUCAAUGGCUGGAGUUAAUCUGAGUGAGGAGAGUGCCAAUAUUCUGGCAACCAACUCCAAUUUAGUAGGAACGCACAUUCGCUCCUGUAAAGAUGAAACCUUUUUGCCUUGCGGUGCUCUGCACAGGCGUGUCCUAGAAACAGCUAAAAGGUUUGGAAUCACGGACGUUCCCAUUGACAUAAUAAACAUGAUUUCACUCGCAACGCAGGAACGGUUAAAAAUGGUCAUCGGAAAACUGACAUCAAUAGCACAACACAGAAUGGAAACGCACAAGGACCAUGAAUGGUACGAACAAGCAACAGAUGUUCGGACGCAACUGAAAUUCUUUGAACAUCUGGAGCGACUGGAAAAACAACGGAAGGAUGAUCAGGAGAGAGAAAUUCUAUUAAAAGCAGCAAAGAGUCGCUCCAGGCAAGAGGACCCUGAACAUGCGAGGCUAAAGCAGAAAGCAAAGGAGAUGCAGCAGCAGGAGCUGGCACAGAUGAGACAACGAGAUGCAAACUUGACAGCUCUUGCUGCCAUCGGCCCACGUAAGAAACACAAACGGGAUUCCCCAGGACUGCAAGCGACUGAGGUGGGAAUGGCAGCUGGCGAGGGUGCAGGUCCUCCAGCAGGCCCCCAGGCAGGAGCCGGAUCAGCUUUGUCUCGCCAGUACACACGACAGAGGGUAACUCGGGUAAACCUCAGGGACUUCAUCUUCUACAUGGAACAGGAACGAGACACCAGGCACUCACUUGUACUGUACCGAGCACUGCUGAAGUAGACAGUGAGGGACAAGGACCCAGUCCCUCAGACCUACAUGAACAGACCAUCAGCAUUCAGUGACUGCCGCCUUGUGCCUUUUCCUAAAACAAAUCAUUUUGUAUUCACACUUUUUACUGUUGCCUCAGACCUCAUCUUCUAAUAACCUUUAGAUACCUCUAGCUGAAUGUUUGCAUCCAGUAUUUAAUUUCUUUGCAACUCCCCACAUAGUUUUUUUUGUCUAUAUGUCAGUGGAGAUUUAAAACAAAAACUGUGAAUUCUAGUAAAUCCAUAAUGAUAAAUGCUGCAACCCACACACUGCAGGUCUGUCAGUACAUGAGACAGGAAUACACCUUCUGAGUUUGUGUCAGAAAAGUGAAAGGAACUCUGACCAAACUGUUAACUGACCUCUUCCUCUCCAGUUACUCACAGACUGUACCUGUUGUAGCAAUUUUUAAACUUUUAUUUUGUCUCUUUCUACCUCCCCACCAACCAUCUCCAUGCCCAUGUUUUUAGUGGGAAAAGGGGAGGCUGCAAUUACGCAACCGUCUAUUGUAGUGUCUUGUUUCAGUGCUUUAGUUUGUCUUUUCCUAAGGUAUUAUUAUGUUAUAACCCAUUUCAGGAGUUAGUCUCAAUAGCUGCUCCUGCAUUCAAAAGCCUUUAGCAGUAUUGAAAACUAUAUGUUUAAGGGAAAUAUAUAUAUUGUUUUCAUUUUAUAACUUUAUUUAAAUUUUCUUUGCAAACCUAAAAUUAAAUGGUUGCACACAAAGACCUGGUGAAAUUGCUGGAGAAAUUUUAACUGUGAGGACAUAUUGUCCAACAAAAGUUCCUUAUGGAGAGAUUAAAGUGGGCGUUGCUGGUCUCAUCAGUGUUUUUUUUGUUUGUACCAAUCAGUGUGUGGGACCAUUUAGUUUAAACUAAUUGUAAAAGUUUUCCUGAAUUUAAACUUAAGGUGAGUGGGGAAUUACUACAAUAAUGGAGUACAUUAAUGAUCCUGUUGCCUUUCUCUCUCUCUCUCUCAAAAAUGUUGCUGUCAGGUUGACAGCUGAUGUCAUUGAGUUAAAGGUGAUGUCAGUGAGUGAUUGAUUAAAGACAUUGCCAACAUACAACAAUGGUUCCCGGACAGUUUUCCUGAAGGAUCACUUUUCAAGUGGCUCAACAAUCAUGGAUAGAGACACCCCUAUAUCAUGUGGAAGUGCUGUGUGUAAAGAUGAUGUAUCUUUUAAAACUGUGUUAAUUCUAAUUAUAACAUCUUCAGCAGUGAGUUCUGCUUAAAACGCAAGCUUUAUUCGCAGUGAAAUGUCUGCAUUCUCCAACUUCUCAUCAAACACACACACACUCGCACGCACACUGUCUCACCCACGCACACUCUCUCACACACACGC